This is a messenger RNA of Acaulospora morrowiae, 192 nucleotides long. The record is from the annotation of a GenBank genome assembly. NCBI's taxonomy places the organism in Eukaryota, Fungi, Glomeromycota, Glomeromycetes, Diversisporales, Acaulosporaceae.
AUGGAUAAAGAAAAAUAUCGAUUCACGGGAGAUAACGCGAUUGACGAGCCACUACCGGCCGAACACUGUCGACAACUAUUACAAUUGAUUAAUUCCUCUAAAGAAUUAGCAACACGAGCGAUCAAUGCCAAAAAUAAGCAAGAAGAGAUCACUCAAGCCAUUCAAGAGGGAGUUAUUCAAGACAUAGAUAAU